Messenger RNA from Exophiala bonariae, 522 nucleotides. RefSeq lists its product as uncharacterized. The record is from RefSeq and is a predicted model, not a curated record. The transcript has a single exon. NCBI's taxonomy places the organism in Eukaryota, Fungi, Ascomycota, Eurotiomycetes, Chaetothyriales, Herpotrichiellaceae. The coding region runs from base 1 to 522 and encodes 173 amino acids.
AUGGAGUCCCUCCCAUCUGAACUUCGCUGCGAAAUUUACGCUCAAUGUGUGAACAUCCGCGCCUACGGACUGAUGUAUGUCAAUAAACAGUUCUACAAUGAAAUCAGACCCCUUCUUAAAGAGGAUUUCGUCCUCGGCUUCCAUAUAGACCCUUCUUCGUCUACAGAGGUCAAGCUCAUCAGCCCUAACAACUCCGCAUGGGGAGGGCAAUGGGUGCUCGACGCCGCAUCAACGCACACUGACUACAGUUUCAUUAAUCGGAUGCCCUUGGACCAUUUCAAAGGCAUUCGCAUUUUAAUUGAUCCUCCAAGCUUGAACGAUCCAGGACAAGUUGUGCGAGGCUGGUUGCAGUCUAUCAAACUUGUUAACGCUCUGCUGCUCGAUUGGAACACGCCGGAUCUGAUCCCUAAAGCGGAAGAAGAUGUCUGGCUCCCCCACACACGAUUGUCAAAUCGAUUGCCUCCAAUAACCAUUCAGGUUCGAGAGACCAAGACGGUCAAAUGGCAUAGAAGAGGGUCUUGA